Messenger RNA from Salvelinus sp. IW2-2015, 5326 nucleotides. The record is from RefSeq and is a predicted model, not a curated record. Lineage: Eukaryota; Metazoa; Chordata; Actinopteri; Salmoniformes; Salmonidae.
AAGCAUUGUGGGAUUGAAACGUUGCUUGCAAUGGUGACUGCUGGAGCCGUAGGAACUACGGGUAAAACUGAGAAAUUUUAACCAUAUAAAUGUCACUAGAAUUGUGCUAGUGAUGAUAAUCUAUGACACCACCGUCUAGGCUUUUUUGUUMUGGACAAGCUUAUGCCCGUGUCAUCCCUUCCAUUCUCUAUGGGCAAAGUAGAAAACUGGAAUAUUGACUUGUGUCAGUGAACGCUUGCUGAGGUCCAUACCGUUUUUCGUUUUCAAAGGGGCUGAAUAAGUAGGCAAGGGACCAGUAUCUUACGAUUGCUUUAUUAUUAUUUCAAGAUUUGAUAUUUGGGUCGAAUACAUCAUCCAAAAUGUCGACUAGUAGCCCCGAAGCGGUGAAGAAAUUACUCGAGAACAUGCAGACGGAUCUGCGGUCCCUGUCCAUGGAAUGCAAGAAGAAAUUCCCCCCAGUCAAAGAGGCUGCUGAGUCUGGGAUAGUCAAGAUCAAGACCAUCGCUGCGAGGAAUUCAGACAUCUUGGCAACUCUGAAGGAGAACAGCUCGGAGGUGGUCCAGCCGUUCCUGAUGGGCUGUGGCACCAAGGAGCCCAAGAUCACCCAGCUGUGUCUGGCUGCUAUCCAGAGACUCAUGUCCCACGAGGUGGUGUCUGAGGCUGCAGCAGGGAACAUCAUUAACAUGCUGUGGCAGUUGAUGGAGAACGGGCUGGAGGAACUGAAGCUGCUGCAGACUGUCCUAGUGCUGCUCACCACCAACACAGUGGUACAUGACCAAGUCCUGUCCAAGGCCAUCGUGCUGUGUUUCCGUCUGCACUUCACCAAGGACAACAUCACCAACAACACAGCCGCCGCCACCGUCAGACAAGUCGUCACCGUGGUAUUCGAGAGGAUGGUCGCGGAGGACGAGCGCUUCAAAGACAUGGUGGACCAGCCUCCUCCAGUCCAGGGUAACACUAACCGGAGGUCUGUCAGCACCCUGAGGCCCAGUGCUAAAGACGCCUACAUGCUGUUCCAGGUACGUCCACCAGCCCAACAACUCCGAGGGCCCUCCAGUCCUCCUGUGACAGAGUGUGAGAUCUUCCUGUCUCUGCUGGUGAAGUUCUUGGAMGGAGAGAAGCCUCAGUGGCUUAGAGCUGUGGCCGUGGAGUCAGUCCACAGGCUGUGUGUACAGCCACACCUGCUACGGUCUUUCUGCUUGUCCUAUGACAUGAAGCAGCACUCCACCAAGGUGUUCAGGGACAUCGUCAAUGCUCUGGGCUCCUUCAUCCAGUCCCUCUUUAUUGUGCUCAACACAGGAAACCCUGCUGCUACCAACGCUUCCACCGGUGGGUCAGGGUCCCAGGGGGCUGCCCAGGGGGGUCCAGGAGCAGGAGGUCAGGGUGGGAGUCUAACCACACAGGCUGCCUUUGAGUACCGCGGUACCUGGAUCCCCCUCAUGACCGUCAGUGUACAGGGCAGCGCCAAGGCUACCUAUACAGAUGAGACGGCGACAGAGAGCAUCCUGAAGGCGGAGCUGACCGUGGCGGCGCUGUGUGGUCGCCUGGGCCUUGUGACGCCCCGCGACGCCUUCAUCACAGCCAUCUGCAAGGCRUCGCUGCCCCCACACUACGCCCUGACUGUCCUCAGCAGUAAUACAGCCAACCUUAACAACAAGGCCUACUCCAUCCAGGGCCAGAGUGUUCAGAUCAUCAGUUCCUCCAGUGAGUCUCAUCAGCAGGUGGUGGCUGUGGGACAGCCUCUCUCUGUACAGCCCCAAGGCACCGUAGUGCUGACAGCUAAGAAUAUCCAGUGUAUGCGGACCUUGUUGAARCUGGCCCACUGCCAUGGGGCGGUGCUGGGAACCUCCUGGCAGCUGGUGCUGGCCACGCUGCAGCACCUGGUGUGGAUCCUAGGUCUGAAGCCUGGGGUUGGAGGUGCUCUGAAGCCUGGUCGUGCAGUAGAGGGGCCAAGCACGGUGCUGACCACGGCUGUGAUGACGGACCUGCCUGUCAUCGCCAACAUCCUGUCUAGGCUCUUUGAGAGUUCCCAGUACUUAGACGACGUGUCACUGCAUCACCUGAUCAACGCACUGUGCUCCCUCUCUCUGGAGGCUGUGGAGAUGGCCUAUGGGACUAACAAAGAGCCGUCUCUGUUUGCUGUUGCCAAGCUGCUGGAGACCGGCCUGGUCAACAUGGACCGUAUAGAGAUCCUGUGGAGGCCCCUCACUGGACAUCUGCUGGAGAAGGUAAGCUCGGAAACGUCUCCUCCCAAUCAUUUGCUUCCGCUCUCAUUCCCUGUGCCUCUCUGCCUGGUAAUCAAUGUGUUGGAGCUGAGAGUAUGCAAUGUGCAGCUUGCAACACAUUUAUGUUUGCUUCGCUGUUAUGCGUGCCUCCAGAUCGUAGUGGACGUAGCCGGCAGCUUCGGUCUCCAGAACCAGGAGCUCAACAUCAGCCUCCCCUCCAUAGGACUCCUGUGGAACAUCUCUGACUACUUCUUCCAGAGGGGCGAGGCCAUCACCCAGGAUCUAGAGAGGGAGGAGYCCGCGCUGCAGAAGCAGGCUCAGGAGAAGGGCGAGCCCCUGAACAGGCCCUUUCACCCGGCCCCUCCCUUCGACUGCCUGUGGCUGUGUCUAUACGCCAAGCUGGGCCAGCUGUGUGUGGACCCCCGGCCCGCCGUCAGGAAGAGCGCCGGUCAGACCAUGUUCUCCACCAUCGCUGCCCACGGCACCCUACUGCAGCAGUCCACCUGGCACAUCGUCGUCUGGAAGGUUCUGUUCCACCUGCUGGACUGUGUGAGGAAGUCUUCCACUACGGCCYAUAAGGAAAAGAUUGAGUCGGGGGGCGGGAACAUCCUCAUCCACCACUCACGGGACACAGCUGAGAAACAGUGGGCGGAGACCUGGGUGCUGACGCUGGCAGGGGUGGCUCGUAUCUUCAACACCAGGAGAUACCUCCUGCAGCAGCUAGGUGACUUCUUCAAGGCGUGGGAGGUUCUGUUGGACCACAUCCAGUCUGCUGCCCUCAGUAAGAACAGCGAGGUCUCCCUGGCCGCGCUCAAGUCCUUCCAGGAGAUCCUCCAGAUCGCCACACCCGUCAAGGACUCCGCCAUGCCCACCGACGCUCUGGCUGCCAUGGGUGUUUCCCCCGUCCUCAUCGACCCCCUCAGCGCCCCGGGCCCCGGCAGACCCCUGCUGCGCUCCGACUCGAUGCUGGAGAGGCUGACGAGCUACAACGGCGCCGAACUCCAGGCCCCUCCACCAGGGGAGGAAUCGGCACUGGAGGAUGCGGCGCUGUGGUGGUCGGCGUGGAACACCUGGUACCGGACAGGCACAGACAGCACGAGGCCCCCUAGUGGUGGGACGGGGACAGACAGACCCUCCUUCGUCCCCAGCCAGCCCUUCCUGACAGCGUUAGUCCAGAUCUUCCCUGCCCUCUACCAGCACAUAAAGACUGGCUUCAGCAUGGAGGACCUGAGGAAACUGGGGGUGAUCCUCCACGGGGCCGUGUCCAUACCCAUCAGUAGUGACGCCUCGCCCUUCAUCCUGCCCUCUUACACCGAGGCUGUCCUCACCAGCCUGCAGGAGGCCGUUCUCACCGCGCUCGACGUGCUGCAGAAGGCCAUCUGUGUGGGCCCAGAGAACCUGCAGGUCAUGUACCCAGCCGUCUUUGAACAGCUGCUCCUCUUCGUCGAGUUCUCCUGCAAACCCCCCCAGUACGGCAAGCUGGAAACCAAACAUGUGGCCAACGCUAAAUACAACCAGAUCCAGCUGUUUGCACCGGCAGAAUGGGUUGCCUUAAACUACGUGCCCUUUGCUGAGAGGUCCCUGGAGGUGGUGGUGGACCUCUACCACAAAACAGCCUGUCACAAAGCUGUCAUCAACGAGAAAGUCCUACAGAACAUCAUCAAGACCCUGCGGAUGCCCCUGGGCCUAAAGUAUGGGUGUCCGUCAGAGAGCACGUGGAAGCUAGCUGUGUCAUCCCUGCUGAAGGUGCUAUCCACCGGGCUGCCCGUGGCACGUCAGCACGCCUCCUCUGGGAAGUUUGACACUAUGUGGCCAGAGCUGUCCAACGCCUUCGAAGACUUCCUUUUCACCAAAAGCACACCUCCAGACAAUGUGUCCAUCCAGGAGUUCCAGAAGAAUGAAGCCAUUGACGUUGAGGUGGUGCAGUUGAUCAGCACAGAGAUCUUGCCGUUUGCCAUCUUCAUCCCCAAAGACUUUGUUGGCCAGAUUAUGGCCAUGCUUAAUAAAGGAUCCAUUCACUCACAGUCCUCCUCAUUCACAGAGGCAGAGGUAGACGUGCGGAUGCGGGAGGAGUUCUCCAAAGUGUGUUUUGAGACGCUGCUCCAGUUCUCUUUCAGUAACAAGGUGUCAACGCCCCAGGAAGGCUACAUCUCUCGCAUGGCCCUCUCCGUGCUCCUCAAGAGGUCCCAGGACGUGUUGAGGCGCUAUGUGGACGAUGAGAGGCUGAGUGGACGCUGCCCACUGCCCAGGCAACAAGUGACGGAAAUCAUCUUUGUCUUAAAAGCUAUCAGCACUUUGAUGGACUCACUUAAAAAGACCCAGCCGGAAAACGUGGAUGGGACCACGUGGGCCCAGGUCAUUGCACUGUACCCUACCCUGGUGGAGUGCAUCACCUGCUCCUCCUCUGAGGUCAGCUCAGCACUGAAGGAGGCCAUGGGGCCCUUCAAAGACUUUAUGCAGCCCCCUGUCUCCAGAGUACAAAACGGAGAGUCCUGACUGUUCCAACCCCUUUUUAUAAUGAAGGAAUUCAUAAUGAAUGUGUCCUCCUGAGACCCAAACACACACUUCUUCACACAAGUGGAUGGACGGAUAGACGGACGGUCUCUUUUACUUCAUAUGAGCCCAUCUAACAGACAGUAACCAGUGGCAACUGAGCUCCCCCGGCGACUGCUCGGUCCUCAACGAGAACUCUGACCUGCUACACACGACAUCAUCAAUGUAUGCUUCUAAUACACGCUGGUUGAUACCACCUCCCAUUCUCAUUCUGACUGGCUGGACUUGUGUAUUAACUGCUACAGUAAAACAAUUGCAGUGUUUUCUUUUGGGUUUUCGUUUGUUUUAUUUUGAUUUCUUGAAUAGAAUCGAUGUACAGUGUGUGGUUAGUGUUGAUGUAAUUAAGAAAAAACUAAAAGUACUGGGGCUAUAUGGACCUUUUAAAAAGAUUGAGAGGGGGAAAGAUGAGAUUACCUUUUGUGAAGUUUUUAACAUCUAGGAUUUUAUUACAAAUCUUACUGUAACAUUCCAUGUCAUAUUUUAGCUGACCUGAGAAGGGUACUUGUCUGUAUAAAAUAAAUGGGAGAGUUCUACAAACAAUUAAAUGA